AUGGAGAUCAUCAGCAGAACGUCAGGAGAACAUCAGCAGAACGUCAGAACAUCAGCAGAACGUCAGGAGAACAUCAGCAGAACGUCAGGAGAACAUCAGCAGAACGUCAGGAGAACAUCAGCAGAACGUCAGGAGAACAUCAGCAGAACGUCAGGAGAACAUCAGCAGAACGUCAGGAAAACAUCAAUAGAAAGUCAUAAGAACAUCUGCAGAAUCACUUCUGGAAAGGUGCGAAGCAGAGCAUUGAUACCAACCACCAACGGAGAGUCCAACGAACCACCAACGGAGAGUCCAACGAACCACCAACGGAGAGCCCAACGAACCACCAACGGAGAGACCAACGAACCACCAACGGAGAGUCCAACGAACCACCAAUGGAGAGCCCAACGAACCACCAACGGAGAGCCCAACGAACCACCAACGGAGAGUCCAACGAACCACCAACGGAGAGUCCAACGAACCACCAACGGAGAGCCUAACGAACCACCAACGGAGAGUCCAACGAACCUCCAACGGAGAGCCCAACGAACCUCCAACGGAGUCCAACGAACCACCAACGGAGAGUCCAACGAACCACCAACGGAGAGCCCAACGAACCACCAACGGAGAGUCCAACGAACCACCAACGGAGAGCCCAACGAACCACCAACGGAGAGCCCAACGAACCACCAACGGAGAGCCCAACGAACCUCCAACGGAGAGCCCAACAAAUCACCAACGGAGAGUCCAACGAACCACCAACGGAGAGCCCAACGAACCUCCAACGGAGAGCCCAACGAACCUCCAACGGAGUCCAACGAACCACCAACGGAGGGCCCAACGAACCACCAACGGAGAGUCCAACGAACCACCAAGAGUACAAAGUGUACUAAUGUCUUGUCCCCAUCUUCUGCUACGCUAACGACCACUGAAGAAAAUGGGACGCUAGAGAAGGAGGACAAGUGUAAACACAGACAAGUUAAGCUGGCGGCAUUAAUUAAGCAUCACUUCAGCGGUAUUUUUGAGUGGAACUCCGGGUGA
Molecule: messenger RNA, 1020 nt
Organism: Procambarus clarkii (red swamp crayfish)
Lineage: Eukaryota; Metazoa; Arthropoda; Malacostraca; Decapoda; Cambaridae
Source: RefSeq, a predicted model, not a curated record